AUGGCCACAGGCGGUUUAGCGAUACUGCUGUCCCCGAAGAAUCAACCACACACCUUCACGGGCCUCGAGACCAUUGGCAAAGUCGUCUACAUCUGCGACCUGUUGAUCUUCACGCUCAUCGCCUCGGCCAUCACAUACCGGUUUAUUCGAUGGCCCGGAACUCUCAAAGCGAGCCUGGUUCAUCCGACCGAGUCUCUCUUCUUUGGCACGUCCUUCCUCUCGCUUGCUGGCAUCAUUGCCGGCAUGGCUCUGUACGGCAUCGAGCACACCGGCCUUUGGCUGGUGGUGACCUUCCGCGUUCUUUUCUGGCUGUAUUUCGCCUGCACAUUCAUUGCUGCCGUCGGACUGUAUUGCAUGCUCUUCACCAACCCUCGACUAAAGAUCCAAGACAUGACCCCCGCUUGGGAUCUACCCAUGUUUCCCUUUAUGCUUAGCGGCACCAUAGCCGCGUCGGGCAUCGAAUUCCAGCCUCGCGCCGCCGCCAUGCCGAUGCUCUUCGCGGGGCUGACGGCUCAAGGCCUGGGCAUGCUCAUCUCCAUGGGCAUGUACGCCAGCUACGUCCGACGGAUGAUCAACUACGGAUUUCCCUCGCCAGAGUCGCGCCCGGGGAUGUUUAUCGCUGUCGGUCCACCGAGCUUCACGGCGCUGGCCAUCAUCGGACUCGCGGACCACUGGCCGCGCGGGUACGACUACUUUGGGCCGGACGACAUCACGGCGCAGGUGGUGCGGAUCCUGGCGCUGAUGACGGCCGUCUUCGUCUGGAGCCUGUCGCUGUGGUUCUGGGCCAUCAGCGUGGUCAGCUGCCUGGCCGUCUACCGCACGUUCCGCUUCCACCUGAACUGGUGGGCCUUUGUCUUCCCCAACGUCGGCUUCACCCUCGCCACCAUCAACAUCGGUAAGACCCUGCGCAGCGACGCCAUCACGUGGGUCGGCUCCGUCAUGACCGUCCUCAUGGUCUUCCUGUACUUUUUCGUCCUGUGCCACCACGUCCGCGCCGUCUGGCGCAAGGACGUCCUCUACGCCGGCAAGGACGAGGACCACUACCACAAGGAGCGCAUGGCCAAGAUUGAGCGCCUCGGCGGCGACCCGGAGAAAUGUACCUGUGCCGUCACCGGUGGCAGGUGA
Molecule: messenger RNA, 1125 nt
Organism: Fonsecaea nubica
Lineage: Eukaryota; Fungi; Ascomycota; Eurotiomycetes; Chaetothyriales; Herpotrichiellaceae
Exons: 1
Coding region: 1-1125 (374 amino acids)
Biological process (GO): malate transmembrane transport
Cellular component (GO): membrane
Molecular function (GO): malate transmembrane transporter activity
Source: RefSeq, a predicted model, not a curated record